Molecule: messenger RNA, 1315 nt
Organism: Haliotis rubra (blacklip abalone)
Lineage: Eukaryota; Metazoa; Mollusca; Gastropoda; Lepetellida; Haliotidae
Product: deleted in malignant brain tumors 1 protein-like
Exons: 11
Coding region: 221-1297 (358 amino acids)
Molecular function (GO): serine-type endopeptidase activity
Source: RefSeq, a predicted model, not a curated record
AUAUAUAUCAUCUUUGAAGCUACAGGGUUCUUCGACAUGUUCAAACGAUUUUUUGAAAAUAUUUUUCCUCAACGAUACGCAUAAUGAGCUAUUGCUUACUACAAUAUGCUCGACAACAAGACAAUUUUUUGUGGCUCAGAGUCCCAUAAAUACGAUAAGCCUGCGUUUCGAAACUGACAGUGAAUUGGUGGACAAGGGGUUUAACAUAUCGUACAGAACCAUGCCAACAACAUUAUGCCAUUCGUACUUGAAUGCCUACGACAACCCGUCUUAUGUGUACUCCCCUGGUUACCCAGAUUCUUAUGAAAGUAACCUCACCUGUAGCUGGAGUUUAUCAGCUACCGCAAACUAUAUGAGGAUCAGAGUCUUUGUUGAACUGGAAAACUAUCUCGAGAAUUGUACCUCCACCGAUGUUCUGGUUUUGACUGACGGUUCAUCUCCGGAUCAACAAAUUGCAAUAUGCACGGAUGGCGAUCCAGCAAAUAGUACGGCGUAUGAGUCUUUCAGCUCUUACGUUUGGAUUACCUUCCAUUCAUCCCCUAACGAAUCCGGACCUGCUUUCCGUGUCUCGUACCAACGGAUGCCUGGACCAACCACAACUACAGCCACAGCCACAACUAUAACCACAACUACAUCUACAACUACAUCUACAACUACAGCCACGACUAGAGGCACAGUUAGACCGAACCACUGUGAGGAUACAUACCUGAGUGCUACAGAAACCGAUCAGUAUAUAACAUCGCCAGGUUAUCCUGACCGAUACGUUCCACACCUGUAUUGUGUCUGGCACAUAACAGCGCCCCGAGGGAAGAUGAUCCAUGUGGAAGUCCUUGAUUCAGAACUGGAAUCCUCCACAUCAUGUCGCUAUGACAUCGUGAAAGCCUUCGACGGUACCACAAAUCAAAGUUCUCUUCUUGAAAACUGGUGUGAUGACAGAGCCCCCACAUUUCAAAGUACGGGAAAUGCCAUGUUAAUAAUCUUCAAAACUGAUGGAAGUAGAAAUGAAAAAGGUUUCCGUCUGAAAUAUUCAGUGACAGAAACACCCUACGCCUGUAGUACAAACGUCUCUGUGACGUCUUCGGGAACGAUGAUCUACUCACCAAUGUAUCCUGUUACUUACCCAAGGCACAGGAAUUGUUGGUGGUACUUAACAGCAGAUCAUUACGUCAACAUCAAACUAAGUGUUCUGGCGAACAGUUUCCAAUCAUCCGGUGACUGUUCUGUGGAUACUAUUUCCAUUAGUGACGAUGCCGGAGAAAUUAGUUCCCUUUGUGGAACUUACGACCAGCAUUCGUAAGUUCAGGGCGCAAUAUGA